ACUUCUAUCCGAACGAAGCAGACUACACCUGAAAACACAGAGCUUGUCUAUAAAACGAAAAAGUUUCAGCUCGACGUGCCACUAUAUAUAUAUAUAUAUAUCAAGAUCAGGAUGCGAAAGGUGCAAGUUUUGGUCCAGACGCGCGAUGGCAAGAAGACCGUCUACGAGGUGGAUCGCUUCGAAACGGUGGCCAGCCUAAAGGCACGGAUCGGGCGAGCCAUGUCCGUGCCCAUGGGCUUCAGUCGGCUGUCCCACAAGGGUCGCGAGCUGUCCAAUCAGAGCGUACUGGAGGAUUUGGGCCCCUGUAAGUCCACCGUGGAUCUCACCUGGAAGCCGGUCGUCCUGGCGACCAAGCCGGGCGGCAAAUUCAACAAGUUCGGCAAUGGCAGGAUGGACGAUAGUGAAAUGUUUACAUUGAUCGGCGGUUACCAGCAACGCCAUGAACACACUGGUGGCAUAGCCAAUCCACCGGACGGCGUCAGUCAACGAAACUUCAACGCAGAUGACGAUGAUGAACCGGAGGACCAAGACUUGACUGAAAUCGAUUUGUCCUCAUCUGAAACCGAUGAUUUACCGGUCAACGGACAGACGGAGCUGGAGCUGGAGCCAUUUGCUCCAUUGGAUCUCGUGGAUUCUCUGGAUGUCAAGAUGAAGGCCACGAAAAACGACAAUGAGAAGUAGACUGUUAUAAAGCUUUAGUCCUCAUUUCAUUUCGAAAUUCCUUUAAACCAAACGCUUUUUAAUUUUUGAUUUGGAAUCUAAAUUUACGAUGCAAGCAUAAAUAAUAAACCUUUAGUCGAUUUUAUCUAUGAUGGAAUCUAACA
Molecule: messenger RNA, 824 nt
Organism: Drosophila mauritiana
Lineage: Eukaryota; Metazoa; Arthropoda; Insecta; Diptera; Drosophilidae
Exons: 1
Coding region: 112-681 (189 amino acids)
Molecular function (GO): protein binding
Source: RefSeq, a predicted model, not a curated record